Messenger RNA from Callithrix jacchus (white-tufted-ear marmoset), 2673 nucleotides. RefSeq names its product myeloperoxidase (gene MPO). Lineage: Eukaryota; Metazoa; Chordata; Mammalia; Primates; Cebidae. Gene Ontology annotation, molecular function: peroxidase activity; heme binding. The record is from RefSeq and is a predicted model, not a curated record. Gene Ontology annotation, biological process: response to oxidative stress; defense response to bacterium.
GGGGGCGUGGCUCCCCCAAUCCUCUUUCCACCCGCGGCAGAUGUGCUAACGCCCGCUCAGCUGAAUUUGUUGUCUAAGUCAAGCGGCUGCGCUUACCAGGACGUGGGGCUGGCUUGCCCGGAGCGGGACGAAUACCGCACCAUCACCGGCAUGUGCAACAACAGACGCAGCCCCACUCUGGGGGCCUCCAACCGUGCUUUUGCGCGCUGGCUGCCCGCGGAGUAUGAGGACGGCUUCUCGCUUCCCUAUGGCUGGACGUCCGGGGUCAAACGCAACGGCUUCCCGGUGCCCCUGGCUCGCGCGGUCUCCAACGCGAUCGUGCGCUUUCCCACGGACCAGCUGACCCCAGACCAGGAGCGCUCACUCAUGUUCAUGCAGUGGGGCCAGCUGUUGGACCACGACCUCGACUUCACUCCCGAGCCGGCCGCCCGGACCUCCUUCUUCACUGGGGUCAAUUGUGAGACCAGCUGCGUGCAGCAGCCGCCCUGCUUCCCGCUCAAGAUCCCGCCCAACGACCCCCGCAUCAAGAACCAAGCCGACUGCAUCCCAUUCUUCCGUUCCUGCCCGGCCUGCACCAGCAGCAACAUCACCAUCCGCAACCAGAUCAAUGCGCUUACUUCCUUCGUGGACGCCAGCAUGGUGUACGGCAGCGAGGAGCCGCUGGCCAGGAACCUGCGGAACGGGUCCAACCAGCUGGGGCUGCUGGCCGUCAACCAGCGCUUCCAAGACAAUGGGCGGGCCCUGCUGCCCUUUGACAACCUGCACGACGACCCCUGUCUCCUCACCAACCGCUCGGCGCGCAUCCCCUGCUUCCUGGCAGGGGACACCCGUUCCAGUGAGAUGCCUGAGCUCACCUCCAUGCACACCCUCUUACUUCGGGAGCACAACCGGCUGGCCACAGAGCUCAAGCGCCUGAACCCCAGGUGGGAUGGAGAGAGGCUCUACCAGGAAGCCCGGAAGAUCGUGGGGGCCAUGGUCCAGAUCAUUACUUACCGGGACUACCUGCCCCUGGUGCUGGGGCCAGCUGCCAUGAGGAAAUACCUGCCCAGGUAUCGUUCCUACAAUGACUCAGUGGACCCACGCAUCGCCAACGUUUUCACCAAUGCCUUCCGCUAUGGCCAUACCCUCAUCCAACCCUUCAUGUUCCGCCUGGACAAUCGGUACCAGCCCAUGGAACCCAACCCCAGAGUCCCACUUAGCAGGGUCUUUUUUGCCUCCUGGAGGGUGGUGCUGGAAGGUGGCAUUGACCCCAUCCUCCGGGGCCUCAUGGCCACCCCUGCCAAGCUGAAUCGUCAGAACCAAAUUGCAGUGGAUGAGAUCCGGGAGCGAUUGUUUGAGCAGGUCAUGAGGAUUGGGCUGGACCUGCCCGCUCUGAACAUGCAGCGCAGCAGGGACCAUGGCCUCCCAGGGUACAAUGCCUGGAGGCGCUUCUGUGGGCUCCCGGAGCCCAAUACGGUGGGCGAGCUGGGCACAGUGCUGAAGAACCUGGAUUUGGCAAGGAAACUGAUGGCGCAGUAUGGCACGCCCAACAACAUCGACAUCUGGAUGGGUGGCGUGGCCGAACCCCUGGAGCCCAAGGGCCGAGUGGGCCGGCUGCUCGCCUGCAUCAUCGGCACCCAGUUCAGGAAGCUCCGGGAUGGUGAUCGGUUUUGGUGGGAGAACGACGGCGUGUUCAGUAUGCAGCAGCGACAGGCCCUGGCUCAGAUCUCCUUGCCCCGGAUCAUCUGUGACAACACGGGCAUCACCACUGUGUCUAAGAACAACAUCUUCAUGUCCAACAAACAUCCCCGGGACUUUGUCAACUGCAGGACGCUCCCGGCAUUGAACCUGACUUCCUGGAGGCAAUCCUAGAGGCUAGGUGAGGGGGUGCAGCAUUGAGGGGUAUAUCCAGGCUGGCCGGUUAGAACCACAGAGCUCCCCAUGCCCUAGGUGAGCCCAGCCCUGUUCUGGGUGCAGCUGAGUGACUAGUUGUUCAUUUGUGUGCUCAUGUGCAUGCGAAGUAUGUAAAUUGGCAUUUCAUAUGUGUGUGUUGUCUGAACACAGGAAGUGUUUCAGGGACUAUGUGUAUGUGCCUUUUAUGUGAGUGUGUGUUUGUGCUGAUGAAAAUACUGAGUGUGUGGAAGGCAGCAGAGCAGACUGGUGAGGAGCACAGCUCAGGAACUAGACUGCCUGAGUUCUAAUCCUGGCUCUGUGGCUUGCUAGCUAUAUGCAAAUUAUUUGCUAGCUAUGUACAAAUCGCUACCUUGAGCAAAUUACUAACCCUCAUUAAACAAGAGUUUUCUUCCUUGUAAAUUACAUGUCAUGGUUUCUUGGAGGGCCCACUUGAAUCCUCUGGUUCUUCAUUUGUUGAGCACCUACUAUAUGCAAGGCACUGUGCUAGGCGUGAGAAGCAUAUAGAGGCAAGAAAGAGAUAUCAAGAUCCUAUCUGUGUCCUGGUUAGCAGAGCUGGACAGUGAUUCCCUGGUGGGAUGAACCAGCUGCAGCUGGGCUGUGUGGUUGACUUAUGGGCCCAGCCAGUCAGGCUCAGGCCAUGGCUCCCCUUUUUCUUUCUCACCUUGAUUUCUUGCUUAUUCACAGGAGUCCUCCUGAGGAGGAACUGAGCCCAUUGGCCUUUCUGUAGCAUUUAUUUGCCAAUGUUUAUGAUAAUAAAGCCACCUCCAAAGGGGACCUCCA